Magnolia sinica is the source of this 3540-nucleotide messenger RNA. Its product is annotated as putative disease resistance protein RGA3. Gene Ontology annotation, molecular function: ADP binding. NCBI's taxonomy places the organism in Eukaryota, Viridiplantae, Streptophyta, Magnoliopsida, Magnoliales, Magnoliaceae. Gene Ontology annotation, biological process: defense response to other organism. The transcript is spliced from 3 exons. Bases 42 to 3185 code for a protein of 1047 amino acids. The record is from RefSeq and is a predicted model, not a curated record.
CUUUUUAGCUUUCUAGCUUUCAACCUUUAAAUUCCUAUCCCAUGGCCGAUGGACUUGUUCCAUCGGUUCCUAGUUACUUGAAUUCCGCCAUCCAAUCCGAGCUGGGAAAAGUGUUAUCCUGUCACCGAGAGCUACAAGACCUUUCCAGAGCAUUCAAAGCAAUCCAAGCCCUUCUUCGUGAUGCUGAGAAGAGACAGAAAAAGGAAGAAGCUCUGAGUGACUGGCUAGAGGAGAUCAAAGAUGUGGCCUACGACGUUGAGGACUUGCUGGACGAGUGGAAAACGGAAUCCCUCAGAUAUGAAAACGAAGGGAGCAGAAUCCCACCUCUUGCAAAGCGGGUAUGCAACUCCGUCUUACGUAUUCUUAAUGUUGAUGAAACAGUUGAUGAACUAGGCUUUCAUGUAAAAUUGAGCAUGGAGAUGGGUCGUAGAUUAAAAAAUAUCAGAGAAAGGCUCAAUGCGAUAUGUAGUGAGAAGUCUAAUUUCCAUUUGGAGGAAAGCAUAGAUAGCAGGAUGGAGAUGAUGGAGAGGAAAACUAGUUCGUUGGUCGAUGAAACGGUGAUUAUUGGUAGGACUCCAGAUAAAGAAAGGAUCAUACCUUGGUUGCUAAGUGACAGUAGUCAUGUCAGUAACGAGAUUCCCGUCAUUUCUAUAAUUGGUUUAGGGGGAUUAGGAAAGACUGCUCUUGCUCAAUUAAUAUACAAUGAUGAGCGAGUUACUCGACACUUCCAGAAAAGAAUGUGGGUUCAUGUUUCGGAUGAUUUUAAUGAGAGUAGAAUUUGUAAAGCAAUCAUUGAAUCGGUAGAGGGUCGACCUGCCCCUAGUUUCUCCGAAUGGGAAAUGGUACAAAAUCAUCUAUGGAAUGUCUUGAAAGGGCAGCAAUUUUUACUUGUACUUGAUGAUAUCUGGAAUGAAAAUCAAGAAAAGUGGGAUAAAUUGAGGAUUCCUCUGAAAGGUAGAGUAAGUGGAAGUAGAAUUUUGAUCACGACUCGCAAUGAAGCCGUGCUAAAAACUAUGGGGGCCACAAAAUGGCAUCAACUGGCACCCCUAUUAGAAAGUGAUUCUUGGUCAUUGUUCAGUAACAUUGCUUUUUGGGAAAUUAAAACAGAGGAAUGUGCAGCGUUCAAAGAAAUUGGCAAAGAAAUUGCAAGAAAGUGUGACAGAAUACCUCUUAUUAUAAAAAGAAUAGCAAAUGCGUUGCGUUUCCUGAGGACCAGAAGGGAGUGGCAGCUUCUGUUGGAGAGUGAAACAUGGGAUUUUCCAAAUGUUACAAGAGGCGUCGUACUUGAUCUUCAAUUAAGUUAUGAAAAUAUGCCUCCUUACUUGAAGCGUUGCUUUGCCUUUUGCUCUAUAUUUCCUAAGGAUCAUGUUAUAGAGAGGGAUACAUUAAUCAAGUUGUGGAUGGCCCAGGGCUUUCUUCCAGAGGAAAGUGCAGUGAUGGAAUGUAUAGGUGAUGGGUAUUUUUACGAUCUACUAGGGCGAUCCUUGUUUGAUGCUCCAAUAACAGAUUGCUUUGGCAAUGUCAUGCACUGUAAGAUGAUGGAUAUUGUUCAUGACUUCUUCCAAACUGUCAUGAGAGAAUGCUAUACCGUGAACGUUAAAUUUUCAAACAGCAUCCCCCUGCAUGUGCGCCAUGUCUCAUUGAAAUGUAGUGACGAUUUAUCAGCAAUUCCAGUAAACUUGUGCAAAGCCAAGAAUCUGCGCACGCUCCUGUUCAUUGGAUGGUCAAGAAUCACUGUGCUGGCUGAUGAUUUUUUUGAAAAUUUCAGGUGCCUCAGAGCAUUAGAUUUGAGUGGUACAAAGUGUUCUUGGCUUCCAAUGUCCUUGGAGGACUUGAAACUUUUAAGAUACCUAAACUUAUCUACCACUCGAAUAACAAGGUUGCCUGAAUUCAUAUGCCGACUGUAUCUAUUGCAAACCUUGAAACUGAACGGGUGCGGCCAACUGUCUGAAUUUCCCAAAGAGAUGUGGAAGCUUGCAAUGCUAAGGCAUCUGGAAAUUGAAGGUACCUUGUUAAUGCACACUUCACCCCAUUGGAUUGGAAGAUUAACUUCCCUUAGAACAUUGUCAAAGUUUAUUGUUGGGGAAAGGAUGGAAUGCAGGAUUGGGGAACUUAAAAACCUCAAUCUCCUCCAAGGAGAGUUAGCAAUAUACCAUUUGGAGAGGGUGUUAAAUGAGGACGAAGCCAAGGAAGCAGAACUAAUGAAUAAGAAAUACCUUUGCCUUUUGGAAUUGUAUGAUGGCAAUUGUCAGAGAGUGUUACAAGAUGAUGUAGCAAAGAGGAUUGAGGGUGUAUUUGAAGGCCUUCGACCUGGCACAAACCUAGAAGAACUGAAAAUAUCGGGUUACAUGGGAUUUAAGUUCCCGGGGUGGAUAGAAGAUGCAUCGUUCUCCAACCUAAUUAACAUUACUCUUCGUGAUUGUCAUGGGUGUAUAAAAUUACCAGCACUUGGGACACUACCAUCCCUCAAAUACCUUACAAUAGAAGGAAUGGAUAGGGUGAAAUUCAUCGGUCUGGAAUUCUAUGGGAACAAUGAUAGUGGAGGCGUAACAAGUGCAGCUGCAGCAUUCCCUAAGUUAGAGACACUCGUUUUGGAGGGAAUGUAUAAUUUGAUGGAGUGGGUUGGGAGAGAAGAUGGAGGAAUGCCGUCUCUCCUUGAAUUACGUAUUGCGAAUUGCCCCAGGUUAAUGAAAGUGCCAUCGUUCCUUCAUGGUAAACUGUGGAGAGUAGAUCUUGAAUCACCAAGAAUGUAUUGGGCAUCAUGCGUUUCUGAAUCCGUCGAGUGUUUUGCAGUUAAAAAAAUCCGGGACAUCAGCGUGUUCAUCCACCUGCCAUUCCCUCACAACCUCAAGUACUUGGUGAUAGGAGGGUCAGGUAUUCAUGGGUUUCCUAAUGGGAUACAGAAACUCUGUGGGCUCCAGAUGCUUCACAUUAGACACUGCCAUGGACUGACACAUCUGCCCAAAGAGCUCAGAGACCUCCGGAACCUUCGCCAACUGAAGAUCGUGGACUGUCGAUAUUUAGAAAAAUGGUGUGAAAAAUAUGCCGAGAACGAUCAGCAACAAGCGAUGUCACACAUCCCUAAUAUCUGGAUCGGCAACCGAGAGAUCAAGCGAGAUGGGCGAGAAGUCGCUGGACAAGCAAGUGGCGGAACGACAUACGGCGCCCAAGGGAUUCGGCUAUAGCAUGAUAGUUGAAUCAAUCAAUCUACACCAUCCAUCAAAUAGUAAUCCACUUCCAACCAACACUGACACCCAAUAGUCAUAAGUCGACAAGGUGUGGCUGCAGGUUCGUUUCUGCAUGUCUCCCUCAUAUAUUUUGGAUUUUUAAGGCAUGCAUGCCAAUGUGUGUUGCUGUGAAACUCUCAACUUAACUUUGGAUUUUUAAGGCAUGUAACGGUGUGAAACUCUCAAGGACAGUAAGACUGCAAUAUUUGUGUGGUGUGCAUGUUACAUUUGGAUGUUAAGGCAUGUGCCAUUGUAAUCUUCCUUCGUGUUUUCUAAUGCAAUAUGUUGUGUGCCAAGAACUAUAAAAGAUGUU